Messenger RNA from Closterium sp. NIES-67, 1194 nucleotides. Lineage: Eukaryota; Viridiplantae; Streptophyta; Zygnematophyceae; Desmidiales; Closteriaceae. The record is from the annotation of a GenBank genome assembly.
UGUCCACGAAACUUUUCAUACUUUCGUGGACAAGCCCUACUUUCAUGGACACCACAUCAAAGUUUUGCUUCUCCUGUGGACUCCGUCAAUACUUUCGUGGACUCCCGGCUUACUUCCAUGGACACACCCAUAUUCGCAGUUAAAAAGGAGUACUCAGCAAUGUACAAGUGAUUACGGGCACAAAAAUCGAGAUACUCCAGAAUAUCUAAUCAUCAGCCUCCUUGGUUCCCCAGCGGCGGUAGCUGGUUCCGCGUCUCGUCAGAUGCCAGUCACCUACGAGACACACAGCAUCCAUCUCUCGAAGGAAUCCCGCCAUAGUCUAUCAGCAUCGCGCGCGCCAAAGCCACUUGAGUUCCCUUCCGAGCCACUUCCGAGCCACUUCCGGACCGAGCGUCCGUGCGUUCCGUAGCUGACGGCGUCCGCGUGCGAUCCUUAGCGAACGGCAUCUCUGUACACAGGCUCUCUUCUUGCUGCUGCUCGCUAGCUCGGCGCGGACGCAAUGCCGCUAGGGUUGGAGCUAGUGGGCCGCGCCGUGAUGCGACGAGCGCGACGAGGGCUGUUCGCCGGCAAGGAGGUUAAGUUCGGGAACAAAGUCAGCGAGGACGGCGGGAAUAAAACACGCCGCAUGUGGAAGCCCAACGUGCAGUACAAGCGCCUCUACAGCUUCGCCCUUGACAAAUUUAUCCAGUUCCGGGUUACAACAUAUGCCCUGCGCUGCAUAGACAAGGUGGGCGGCAUCGACGAGUAUCUUCUGCACACACCGGAAAAGAAACUAGAUUCGGAUGUGGGCCUGGUUUGGAAAGGAAGGAUCCAGGAAGCGCUCCGUGCCCAGUCUGCAAACGCUGGUUCUGCUGCUGCUGGGACUGUUCCAGCUGCUGGUAGCAGUUAGAUGAGCUUGGAUGGAUGGAGCUGGCAACUUAAUUAAAUUCUAAAAACCCUAACACAACCUUUUUUUCCAGCUGCUGGUAGCAGUUAGUUGGGCCGGGAAGGAGCUGGCAAUUUAGACAAAGGCAUGAUACCAUACAAGUAGUACUCUUGCUUUGGGCUUGACUACUGUGCUGGGAAGGUAGGGACAGACAUCCCCGUGCCAACCACAUCACUGGGUAGGUGGGGACAGGGAGGGUAGGAAACUGUAUUGGUAGUUUCCAUUUCUUUAGUGUUCAGCUUCUUUGCGACAACAGCUUGUUCUGUUAG